GCCAAUCAGCUGUUUUGGGAGGGACACCGUACAAGCUCGGUUCCCAAUGCAGAUCCUGUCGGUUCGAGGAGGCGCACUUGUGUGCUUCUUUCUGUACUUAUUUGUUGUCGGUUUCUCCAAUGCGGAUGGAAAAAAAGUCGAGGUUGUUGGGGUUGGUGAGUGUGCAGAUUGUGCGGAGAAUAACUUCGAGACUAGCAAGGCCUUUUCAGGGCUUCGUGUAAACAUAGACUGUAAGCAAGAAAAUGGGAAGUAUUUCAAGACACGAGGCUCGGGCGAGCUUGAUAAACAUGGGAAUUUCAAGGUGUUACUUCCUGUGGAAAUGGUUAAAUAUGGGGAAUUGAAGGAAGAAUGUUAUGCGCAGCUUCAUAGUGUGUCGGCUGAACCUUGUCCUGCACAUGAUGGCAUGGAGUCGGUCAAGAUAGUGUUGAAGUCCACUAGCGACGAGAAACACAACUUUGGGUUGAAAGGAAAGCUUAGAUUCUCACCUGUAACCUGUGCUUCGGCCACCUUUUGGCCUCACCUUCAGUUCCCUCCAUUGCCAAAGUGGAACCAUCCUCCUUUGCCCACGUUUCCCGUUCCACCGUUGACAGGGUUCCACUUCCAUCAUCAUCACCCAAUCUUCCCUACCAUCUACAAGAAACCUCUUCCACCAUCGGUUCCGGUGUCUAAACCACCGCCAGUUCCAGUAUAUGAAAAACCACUUCCUCCACCUGUUCCAAUCUAUAAACCUCCACCGGUUCCAAAAUACAAGAAGCCACUUCCUCCACCAGUUCCAGUAUACAAGAAGCCACUUCCUCCGCCAGUACCAGUAUACAAGAAGCCACAUCCUCCGCCAUUUCCAGUAUAUAAGAAGCCACUUCCUCCUCCAGUUCCAAUCUAUAGGAAACCACAUCCUCCUCCAGUUCCAGUAUAUAAGAAACCACUUCCUCCUCCAAUUCCAAUCUACAAACCCCCUCCAGUUCCUGUAUACAAGAAACCAUUACCUCCAUCAGUUCCAGUGUACAAACCUCCGACUCCAGUCUAUACAAAGCCGCUACCACCACCUGUUCCUGUAUACAAGCCAAAACCGCUCCCUCCACUUCCCAAGAUCCCACCGUUCCCUAAGAAGUCAUGUCCUCCUCUCCCCAAGAUCCCUCCAAAGUAUUUCCGCCACCAUCCUAAGUUCGGAAAAUGGCCUCCAUUGCCACCAUUUUCUCCUCAUCAUAAAAGCAUAUCCUUUCACGCUAUCAAUGAAGGUUAGUGUGUGAAGACCGCAUGCAAUACAAGUCUUUCGAAGGAAAUACGAAUGAAGAAAACAAAACAAAAUGUUUAAAUUAAGAGCGAAGUUAUUAAUUUAUUAUUUAUAUGUUUUGGUGAUCACUUUGUGAAUGUGUGAAUUUCUAAUUUCUUAUUGCAAUAAAGAGUAGUGCAUUGCUUUCCUUUGCUUACCCAAAUUUAAAACUUCAACAGUCAACAU
Molecule: messenger RNA, 1456 nt
Organism: Hibiscus syriacus
Lineage: Eukaryota; Viridiplantae; Streptophyta; Magnoliopsida; Malvales; Malvaceae
Product: proline-rich protein 4-like
Exons: 3
Coding region: 47-1240 (397 amino acids)
Source: RefSeq, a predicted model, not a curated record